Molecule: messenger RNA, 1269 nt
Organism: Tachyglossus aculeatus (Australian echidna)
Lineage: Eukaryota; Metazoa; Chordata; Mammalia; Monotremata; Tachyglossidae
Gene: CDC34
Product: cell division cycle 34, ubiqiutin conjugating enzyme
Exons: 5
Coding region: 346-1056 (236 amino acids)
Biological process (GO): ubiquitin-dependent protein catabolic process; protein polyubiquitination
Molecular function (GO): ubiquitin conjugating enzyme activity
Source: RefSeq, a predicted model, not a curated record
CCCCGCGCGGGCCGGCGGCCGGGCAACGCCGCCCGGACUCCAACUCCCAGCGGGCCCCGCGCGCGGGGGCGGUCCCACGAGCGGACUCCAGUCCCCAGCAGGCCCCGCGGGGGGAGCGAGCCAGCGAGCACCAAUCCGUGCUGCGCCGCGUCGCGCGCAGGCGGCGAACGGCCCUGCGAGGGCGGGGCGGAGGCGAGCCAGUGCGACUGUGGUAGUUGCGCGCGGGGGGCCGGCUCUCGGCGGCGGGCCCACUCCGCUCCCGUCCCGGACCGCGGCCCCGGCCCCUCGCUUGCGAUCGGCCCCGUUCACUCCCCCAGUUCCCGCUUUCGGCCGCGCCCCGCCGCCAUGGCCCGGCCGUUAGUGCCCAGCUCGCAGAAGGCGCUGCUUAUGGAACUGAAAGAGCUGCAGGAGGAACCGGUUGAGGGUUUCCGGGUGACUCUGGCCGAUGAGGACGAUCUGUACAACUGGGAAGUGGCCAUCUUCGGACCCCCUAACACCUACUAUGAGGGUGGCUACUUUAAGGCUCGCCUCAAGUUUCCUGUGGAUUAUCCUUACUCCCCUCCGGCCUUCCGCUUCCUGUCAAAAAUGUGGCACCCCAACAUCUAUGAGAGUGGGGAUGUUUGUAUUUCAAUCCUCCAUCCUCCAGUAGAUGAUCCCCAGAGCGGGGAGCUCCCCUCCGAGAGAUGGAACCCCACCCAGAACGUCAGGACCAUCCUCUUAAGCGUGAUCUCUCUACUCAGUGAGCCAAACACGUUCUCACCAGCCAAUGUGGACGCCUCGGUGAUGUACCGCAAGUGGAAGGAAAGUAAAGGGAAAGAUCGGGAGUAUGUCGACAUCAUCCGGAAGCAAGUCCUGGAUACCAAGGAAGAUGCUGACCGUGAUGGGGUGAAAGUGCCAACCACCCUGGAUGAGUACUGUGUUAAGACCAAGGUUCCAGGCUCGGACGAAGGCUCCGAUCUCUUCUACGAUGACUAUUACGAGGACGAUGCGGUGGAAGAGGAAGCUGGCAGCUGCUUUGGGGACGAUGGCGAUGAUUCUGGCAAUGAGGAGUCUUGACAGCUCUCCCCACCCUCCCGACCGUGGGAGAUAACUAACUCAUAGGAUGUUACCUCAGACUAGCAACCUGACACGACUUUGAAAUUUCUGACGAUCUAUUGGUCUCCCUCACCCCCACCCCUCCACCUCCCGCAAAUGGACCCUCUACCUCACGGGAGAUUUAGAUUUAUCUUUGUCCUCAUUUUUCUGCGCAUUGAAGAAAAGCAGCAAUGA